Molecule: messenger RNA, 1056 nt
Organism: Diplodia corticola
Lineage: Eukaryota; Fungi; Ascomycota; Dothideomycetes; Botryosphaeriales; Botryosphaeriaceae
Exons: 1
Coding region: 1-1056 (351 amino acids)
Source: RefSeq, a predicted model, not a curated record
AUGCCGAAGAAACGGACUCCAAAGCCACCACCGCCGCCGCCGCCGCAGAUGGAUCAGCCGUACCCAACUCCGCCCGAACAGUUUCAAACACCCGCAUCGUGCACAACCCACGAUGCUCACAUGCCGGGUAUAUCCGGGGUGGACAUGGGCGCUCUCCCGAGCAGCCCCGACCAGCACAUGCCAUCUGAAGUCCCUCUGUCAUUCGGCUUCUCGCCCUUCGACGACUUCGACUCGCCAUUCUCCCCGGUCGAUAUUGGCUUCUUUGGGCCGCCACCGAUGGCCGUGCAGCAGCUGCACCACCAUCAUCCCGGCGCCUCUCCAGCACAAGAACCACCACCACCACCACCCAACGCACUGGCGCCAACUCCAACACGAGAGCCGCCAACACCACGAGCAGCACGCGCAGUCUCGACAGGCCACAGCAACAGCAACAGCAACACCACCACCAAACAGCACACCACCAACCGCUGCUCAGCCUUCCAAUCCUCAUCCAGCUGCCUCGACGUGCUCAACCGCACUUUGCGCGACCUGCAGCAGAGCCCGGUCGAGGGCAAGACGCUGGACCACGUGCUGCGGCUGAACCGGGCGCUGCUGGACGUGAUGCGCACCGUCAUCGACGAGUGCGCGGCGGCGCACCACCCGGCGGUCGACUUCACCGUCUACUUCUGCCUCGUCAAGCUCAUCUCGACCUACCAGGAGGCGCUGUACAUGCCGUGCUGCGCCGCGACGUCGGUGCAGUUCGGGUCCUACGCCGUCGACGCGGCGGACCAGGCCGCGCUGAAGUGCCAGAUCAUACUGAUCGAUGUGAGGAAGAUCGCGGCGCUGCUGGAUCGGCUGCAGGCGAGGUGGAUGAGGCAGCGGGAGGGGGAGGGCGAGGGGGAGGGGGAGGUGGAGGAGGAACAGGAGCAGGAGCGGCAGCAGGUGGGGCAGGCUGGUGGUGGUGGUGCUGUGGGGAGGACGAGCAGUCGGUGCAGGCGGCAGUAUCAGUUCUUACACCGCUUUGCGACGAACGAGGUGGGUCGGGUCCUGAAACACGUACGGUUAUUGGGAGGAUGA